Molecule: messenger RNA, 885 nt
Organism: Pieris napi
Lineage: Eukaryota; Metazoa; Arthropoda; Insecta; Lepidoptera; Pieridae
Gene: JTBR
Product: protein JTB
Exons: 4
Coding region: 189-656 (155 amino acids)
Biological process (GO): mitotic cytokinesis
Cellular component (GO): membrane; midbody; centrosome
Source: RefSeq, a predicted model, not a curated record
UUUCGCAAUAAUAAUAUAAAAAAUUCAAGAUUAAUUGAAACCUUUACUACAAUAGACUCAUAGGUAGAUAGAGAGUUCAUAGAUUUAAUUUAUUUUCAAUUCUAGUUCCAAAGUUUUGAAAUAACUACUUUCGAUACGAAAAUUAUUUUAUAUAGAUUUCGACAAAGAAUAGUGACAAAAUAACAGAUAUGAUUGAAACAUGUUCCAAGAGAUGUAUGUUGUUUGGCACAGUUUCUUUAGGGAUCCUUACAAUUGUAGUUCUUAUAUUAGAAUCACAUCUUGCGGACACUUUAACUGGUAGUCAACGAAGAAAUAAAACAUUUCCAACAGAAAAUAAUUCAACAUGUUGGUUGUCACAACCUUAUACAGUAAUCAGUGAAUGUCAUCCCUGUUCUGAUUUUGAAAUACGAAGCAAGAGCAUAGGGGUGUGUAUACACACUAGCUUUAAAGAAAUAUUAAGAUGUGAAAAUGGUGAAACAGUUACCAAAAGCUGUGACCGUGUUGCACAUUUAGAAGAGAGAAAGUUCUGGAAGUUUACUAUCUGGUCAUUCUUCUUGGGGUCUGUGUCCUCUUUGGCUGUGAUGCUAAGAAUGCGUGUUCUCAACCAUAGGGCAAAAAGACGGGCCAGACAAGUUCUUGCUAAUGGAACAAUUUAAUUACAUUUAUUUUAACUGACACAUGAGCAUAAAGCAUGAGAGGCAAAAUGAGACCUCAGAGUGCGGUUUCUGUAUUAGGAGACGUAAUAUUUGUUUUUCUGUUGUCCAUGUUUAUUUAGCACUACUUUUUCCAACUGAUUUUUAUUAAUAAAUAUGUCAAAUAUAAAAAAUUACUAAAUAAUCAGCUUUGAAAGCAUAUAGCUAUAUAAAUAAAACUUUCAAUAGUUCA